This is a messenger RNA of Megalobrama amblycephala (Wuchang bream), 1441 nucleotides long. Its product is annotated as cytochrome c oxidase assembly protein COX16 homolog, mitochondrial. Gene Ontology annotation, biological process: mitochondrial respiratory chain complex IV assembly. The transcript is spliced from 4 exons. Lineage: Eukaryota; Metazoa; Chordata; Actinopteri; Cypriniformes; Xenocyprididae. The record is from RefSeq and is a predicted model, not a curated record. Bases 214 to 537 code for a protein of 107 amino acids. Gene Ontology annotation, cellular component: mitochondrial inner membrane.
UUUCAGCAGUAAUUAUUCACAGUAAAUUAUUUUAUCUCUCAAUCUAUGCUCUCAUUUUUAAAGUGGAACCCGUUACUCUUUUCUUAGUUCUACACGGACGGAAUAUGAAGCUGUACGACACUGCUGGGUUUACAUGGCUGCGCCCAGUGAAGUCAGUGGUGACUUUAUUCUGAGUAAUAUAUGCAAUUGUAAAAUGACGUUCAUGAACUAAACAUGUGGAAUCAAGUUCGUAAACUGCAAAAGAACAAAACAGUGAAAUAUGGGAUCCCGAUGCUGCUUCUGGUCGUAGGAGGGUCGUUUGGAUUGAGAGAAUUCACUCAGAUUAGGUAUGAUGCACAGAAGAUCAAAAGGAAGCUGGACCCCGCACUGGAAGCCCGGGUGAACACUGAAAAACAGUCUGUCAUCCUUGAGGAAGAGUAUGAGAAAUUGAAAGAGAUGGACUUGGGUGGAUGGAAGAACAUUCGUGGCCCUCGUCCCUGGGAGGAUUCCAAGGAGUCCCAGGAGCAGCAGCGAGCACGGCUCAAUAAAGGCACAUAGAACUUUAAUGUUUAAACUCCCCCUACUGGCACAAAGAUGUAAGACACUUAUUAAACCAGUGCAGUAUACCUUGGUUGUUGUCACUGCAUAAUAUAUCACCACGAUUAUACUUUAUUAUAUCUGGACCAGAAACUACCAAUUUAGUUUAUACUGGCUUACACUUGCCACUUUUUUUUUUUUUUUUGUGGAAAUAUACUUCCUAAUAUACUUUUAUGAUUGUGUGGCUGGGUAUACGUAUAGUAUGUUCUCUGUACAGUGUCUUAUUUAUGGCAUCAGGCAGGCUGUAACUAACUAUUAUGCCAUGUGUUACCUUGUCAGUUCACAUUCACAGUAAUGCAUAACUCAAGACCCAUUAGUGCGUUUGAGUGACAAUACAUUACCCCCAUGUUCUUUCAGUGGUGCAAACAGAAUCAGUGGUGCCUGUGCACAUGCUGGAUGAGUGCUGUACAGUGUAAUGGUAGUAGACACAAUGCAUGAAUGACCUUCUGUACAUUAAAACUGUUUUUGAUUAUCACGAUUUAAAAAGAUGCUUGCGGUAAAUACUGUUCAGAAUUCAUCAAAGUUAGCAACGGUCUCGCGCAGCACGCAGCAUAGAUUUUGUUUUGUGCUAAUAUAUAAAUGAAUGAAUUCUGUUAAUGUAUAAUGGGGGAACAAACUGCUUUACAUCUUCCCUCCGUGUAAUGCCUAAAGUAGUGUUUAUAAACGCAGUGCUGCUUUGUUUACAAAGGUUACUGUGGAACAGCUUUCCCCUGUUUCAUAAGCGCCACCUACUGUCAGAGAGGGGAUUUACAUUUUCAUUCAGCCUGUCUGCCAUUUUUAUUCAGACCAAUGCGAAAAUCAGACCAAAUGUUUUUGUUGUAAAUUUUUACCGGUAGAUGGAAAAUAAACGAAUGUGCAUUCUAAA